Molecule: messenger RNA, 1068 nt
Organism: Entamoeba invadens IP1
Lineage: Eukaryota; Evosea; Mastigamoebida; Endamoebidae
Exons: 3
Coding region: 1-1068 (355 amino acids)
Source: RefSeq, a predicted model, not a curated record
AUGGGCGUCCUCUCGAGAUCAACGAGAAUUAUGUUUUACUCGCGAACUUUUAGUCCAGAAAUGAGUGAGAAAUACACAAAUAGACAAUUAGAUAUUAUCUUAGAGAAGGUCUGCCCUACUAGUUUAAUUUUUUCUGACAUUCAAAGAGAUGUUUAUAGUAUAGACCAUGUCGAUAACAAUUUUCUUGAAGUUAUACAACUGCCAAUAGAUGAAAAACACUUGUUGAGGCUUUCUGAUAGUAUUUUGAGCUUUAAAUUGUUUAAUUGUAGAUUUGGAAUACGAGAGCCCUUUGGUGCAGACUUUUUGAAUAUACAAACAUUUAAUUUGAACGGCGUUGAUAAAGGAAGGUUCUGCAUAAAAGCGCCACAUUUAAAAACGAUUUUUAUCGAAAAUUCAAUGGAAGUCAUUUUUGAUAAAAUGUGCGAAUUUCAGCAACUUGAAGUUGUCCAGGUGUGUAAGUCUUGUACUAUCAAAUUUAAAACAAAUUGCACAACAAAAGUGAAACGAAUUAUUUGCAGUGAAGCGACUUCAACUUCAAUUCAUAUGGAAAUUCCAGAGGUCCAGAAUGUUUCUAUUUCGCAGUGCACAACUCUGAAAAUAUCAAAAUUGAAACUUGAGAAGUUAAAUACUGAAAUUUAUAUAAGAAAUUCAUAUGUUAAAUUUGAUGGAUUUGAAUCUAAAAUUGAUAAAAUUGAAUUCUACUACAGUGAAAACAAAAAUAAUGUAAUUAGAAACGACUGCAAUGAAUUUUGUGGGCUGUCUAAAUUUGUACCAAUGUCGCUUGGGUCUGUAGUUACCAAGAACAUUAUCCCUCAAAGUGAGUACCACAAAGACUUAGAUUAUGAGAUGUUAAUUUCGUUUUAUUUUUGGGACAAGAUGGGGUAUACACAAAACAUUACGUAUAUCAACUCGACUGGAAAGUCCGAGAACUAUAAUUCCAAUGACUUAAAAUAUUUUGAGAUCAGUGUGGAAGGACUUAGUUGUGUGUCAUUAGGAGUCGUGUCAAGUACAUACUAUUUGUUUAAGUAUUUAAUGGUGGGGGACUCCUUCUAUUGGAAUGGAUUCUAG